Molecule: messenger RNA, 3327 nt
Organism: Diceros bicornis minor
Lineage: Eukaryota; Metazoa; Chordata; Mammalia; Perissodactyla; Rhinocerotidae
Gene: ADGRE5
Product: adhesion G protein-coupled receptor E5
Exons: 20
Coding region: 231-2723 (830 amino acids)
Biological process (GO): cell surface receptor signaling pathway; adenylate cyclase-activating G protein-coupled receptor signaling pathway
Cellular component (GO): membrane
Molecular function (GO): G protein-coupled receptor activity; calcium ion binding
Source: RefSeq, a predicted model, not a curated record
CUUUGGUGCUGCGUGUGUGCGCGCGUGUGCGCGCAGCGCCCCUGGGUCUGUGUUUUUAUUGCACUUUCCUGUUGGCUCCCAGCUGCCCCGCCAGUUCCGGGGAGGGCCCUGGGCCGCGCCUGUCCCCCCUCCCUCCAUAAAGGCCCGCGGCCUCGGGGCGCCGCACAGCCGCCCAGCCGCGAGACGGGACGCCCUGCCCAGCCUCCGCUGCCCCGCCCGCCGCUCCGGCCAUGGCGCGCCCGCGCCGCGGCGCCCUGCGCGUCCCGCACGUGCUGUGUGUCUUGCUGACUCUGUGGGAAGCUGGAUUCCAGACCUGCACAGCCUCUGCCCCCACAGCCUGUGCUCGCUGGUGCCCUUGGAACUCCACGUGUGUCAGUGCCACCGCCUGUCGCUGCGAUCCGGGAUUCAGUUCCUUGUCUGGGGAGCUCAUCACCAGCCCCGCGGAGAGCUGCGACGACAUCAACGAGUGUGGACCACCCUCGGCAGUGUCCUGUGGGAAAUUUGCAGACUGCGAGAACACGGAAGGGAGCUACUAUUGCACAUGCAACCCAGGAUACGAGCUUGUUUCUGGAGGAAGAAUGUUCAGGAACGAGAGUGAGAACACGUGUCAAGACGUGGACGAAUGUCAGCAGAAACCCAGAAUCUGUAAAGGCCGCAGUGUCUGCAUCAACACCCAGGGCAGCUACACCUGCAGGUGCCCGCCCGGCUUGGAGCUCAACCUGACGGACCCGAAGCUGUGCACAGACGUGAAUGAAUGCACCUCGGGGCAUAGUCCGUGUCACAAUUCCACCCACUGCCUCAACGUCGUGGGCGGCUACAAGUGCCGCUGCCGCCCUGGCUGGAAGCCAGUUCCUGGGUCCCCCGAUGGCCCCAACAACACCGUCUGUGAAGAUGAGGACGAGUGCAGCUCUGGGCGGCAUCAGUGUCACAACUCCACUGUCUGCUUCAACACCGUGGGCUCCUACAGGUGCCACUGCCGCCCAUGGUGGACGCCGGUUCCUGGGUCCCCCAAUGGCCCCAACAACACCGUCUGCCAAGAGAUCUUCCCCCCCUGGACUCCACCUCCUGGAAACAAGAGCCAGCAUCUCUCCCGCUUCUUUGAAAGAGUCGAGGAUCUGCGCAGAGACUUCAAGUCAGCCUCGGCCCAGGACACCAUCCGGAACCUCAUCCAGUCAGUGGACGAGCUGGUCGCCCCCAGGGACCUGGAGACCCUGGCCCUGUGUGACCGCCACCACACGGUCACCCACCUGCUCUCGGGCCUUGAAGACAUCCUGAGGACCCUCGCCAAGGCCAUGCCUGCAGACUCCUUCACCUACCGUUCCCCUGAUGGCACUGAGCUGUCCCUGCUCAUCUGGGAGCGGGGGAAUGGAAACGUCACCAUAGGCCAGAGCCACGCAAGGAUGCUGCUGAACAGGGCCGUGGCCGCUGGACCUAAGGAAUCGGGCCCCACCAUGGCGGGCCUCCUCUCCAACCCGAACAUGCAGAAACUGCUGGCCGAUGCCUCCCUGGAGCUGGACCCCGAGAAGAAAGCUGAGCUGGAAGAGACCUAUGAACGUCCGGUCAAGGGCGCCCAGCUCAGGCUCCUCUCGGCCGUGAACUCAGCCUUUCUGAGCAACACCAACACGACGGCACUCGACACCCCCGUCACCUUUGCCUUCUCCCACCCUCAGGUGACGCCCGGGCCACAGGAGGAGCUGAUCUGUGCCUUCUGGAAGCGUGCUGCCAACAGGAGCGGGCACUGGGCCACCACGGGCUGCCGGACGCUGGGCGGCGGGCACACCAGCACCACCUGCCAGUGCAGCCACCUGAGCAGCUUCGCCGUCCUCAUGGCCCACUACGACGUGCAGGACCGGCCGCUGGCCCUGAUCACCCAGGUGGGGCUGUCGCUGUCGCUGGUCUGCCUGCUGCUGUGCAUUCUCACCUUCCUGCUGGUGCGGCCCAUCCAGGGCUCGCGCACCACCCUGCACCUGCACCUCUGCAUCUGCCUCUUCGUGGGCUCCGCCAUCUUCCUGGCGGGCAUCGACAACGAAGGCCGCGAGGUGGGGCUGCGCUGCCGCCUGGUGGCCGGGCUGCUGCACUACUUCUUCCUGGCCGCCUUCUGCUGGAUGAGCCUCGAGGGCCUGGAGCUCUACCUCCUGGUGGUGCGCGUGUUCCAGGGCCAGGGCCUGCGCAAGCGCUGGCUCUGCCUCAUCGGCUACGGCGUGCCCCUGCUCAUCGUGGGCGUCUCGGCGGCCGUCAAGACCCAGAGCUACGGCUACCGCCUCUACUGCUGGCUGGACCGGGCCGACGGCUUCCUCUGGAGCUUCCUGGGACCCGUGAUCGUCAUCGUCCUGUGCAAUGCUGUCAUCUUUGUGAUUACUGUCUGGAAGCUCGCGCGCAAGUUUUCUGAGAUCAACCCAGAUGUGAAGAAACUCAAGAAGGCCAGGGUGCUGACCAUCACGGCCAUCGCGCAGCUCUUGGUGCUGGGCUGCACCUGGGUCUCCGGCCUGUUCCUCUUCGACCCGCAGCACCGGCUGCUCACCUACGCCUUCUCCAUCCUCAACUGCCUGCAGGGCCUCUUCCUCUUCGUGCUGUACUGCCUGCUCAACAGGAAGGUGAGGGAGGAGUACCGCAAGUGGGCCUGUAUGGUCGCCAGGAACAAGUACUCGGAGUUCACCACCUCCACAUCCGGCUCCAGCCACAAUCAGACUCGGGCCCUCAGGCCCUCAGAGUCCGGCAUGUGACAGGGUGCAGGACAGAGCGCUUCAAGCCAGGCCAGCAGCUGUGGCCUCCGCAGCUUUUGCACAUGCUGAAGACUGUUUCCUCCUCUCCCACCACUCUGCUCUCCACUCUCCCGCCUCGGCCCCCGUGUGCCCCACUGAGGAGGUCAACAGUUGCCGUCAGGACCGAACCCCACAUGGCUCAGCCAGGGUGCAGAGUCAGAGCCCCUGGGCCUGCUUCUGGCUGCCUCUCUGCUCCACCCUGACCGGCCUGGACUCGCGGUGGGCUGGGAGCUGGCCCAGGGCUGCAGCCCCCGCCCUGGGUCACAAGGCCCCAACAGACCACGGGCUCCUAUGCCCGGCCUGGCCCUUGCCCUCAUCUGUCUUUGCUACAGAACAAGAGGCCAGGUGCCGGGGCUCCACUUCUCUCUUAAGCUAAGACUGGGGUCAGGGGUGGGAGGAGGGCAGGGUCCCUCCCAGCCCCACUGCCUGAGGCUCACGGUACAGAGGCCCGUCUGCUCCGGGGCGGCGGGUUCUCCCUGUUUUGAAGGCUGUGGAUGUUGUGUGAUCUUUUUUAUCUGUAUAGACCUUUCAAUGUUGACACAAAACUAAACAUCACUGAUACACA